AAAACACCCUGCAGCGGUCCAGACUGAAGAAACGUCGUCUGGCCCGCUUCCUCUCGUGGCUGACGGCGAUCCGCACGGCGCACUCGAAAACCUGCUGGACUCCUCGCUUGGUCAAGGACGAACACUCCAGCGCUCGUGCACAUGACGUCACCGUUUUCCCGGCGCCACAUUGCCGGUCAAAAAGAGCCGCUCGACAUUGCGGGGGACGUUGAACCGCAGCAGAAUAUUCACAAGGCCCGAGACCCGUCGUGCUGUCGCUGGCUACAACAGACGAGACAGUUCUAUGGAAUACGGGAUGAAAAGAUCGACGGAUUUCGCCAAUCGAAGGUGAUGGGUGGUGCCCGACCAAAUCCACACGACUGUGUACUCAUCGCUUCACUUCAGCUGCAAGAUUCCAGAAAAUUGGAUUCGCCAAUAAAGGAUGUAACCUGCCACAAACCACCGUACAGAAAAACCCACUGACUAGGCCAGUAGAAGACCGCUUGGAUCGUCAGAACGUCGAAGAGCAUGGAGUUCCCGCAACAGCAGAAGCCGGCGGCCGACGGCAAGAUCUGCUAUCCUCCCGGAGUCAAAGAGAUUACGGACAAAAUCAGCAACGAUGAGGUGGUCAAACGCUUAAAGAUGGUGGUGAAAACCUACAUGGACAUGGAUCAAGAUUCUGAGGAGGAGAAGCAGCAGUAUCUCGGCCUCGCGCUCCACCUCGCCUCAGAGUUCUUCCUCAGGAACCCCAACAAAGACGUGCGCUUGCUCGUGGCCUGCUGCCUGGCCGACAUCUUCAGGAUCUAUGCCCCCGAGGCCCCCUACACCUCGCAUGAAAAACUCAAGGAUAUCUUCCUUUUCAUCACUCGACAGUUGAAGGGACUGGAAGACACCAAGAGCCCUCAGUUUAACAGAUACUUUUACCUUCUGGAGAAUUUGGCCUGGGUUAAAUCCUAUAACAUUUGCUUUGAACUGGAGGACUGCAAUGAGAUCUUCACCCAGCUUUUCAAAACCCUCUUCUCUGUGAUCAAUAACAGCCACAAUCAGAAAGUGCAGAUGCACAUGAUGGACCUGAUGUGUUCCAUCAUCUUGGAGGGCGACGGAGUCACACAGGAACUGUUGGACAGCAUCCUCAUUAACCUCAUUCCUGCGCACAAGAAUCUGAACAAACAAGCGUACGAUCUGGCGAGGACGAUCCUGAAGAGAACCGUCCAGACGAUAGAAACGUGCAUUGCAAAUUUCUUUAAUCAGGUUUUAGUGAUGGGCAAGUCCUCCGUCAGUGACCUGUCUGAGCACGUCUUUGACCUCAUCCAAGAACUUUUUUCCAUCGAUCCUUUGUUGCUUACCUCCGUGAUGCCACAGCUGGAAUUCAAACUAAAGAGCAACGACGGGGAAGAGCGGUUGGCUGUCGUACGCUUACUAGCAAAGUUGUUUGGGGCCAAAGACUCUGAGCUGGCCUCGCAUAACCGACCUCUGUGGCAGUGCUUCUUAGGACGGUUCAAUGACAUCCACGUUCCGGUGAGGUUAGAGUGUGUGAAGUUUGCCAGCCACUGUCUCAUGAACCACCCGGACCUGGCGAGGGACCUUACAGAGUUUUUGAAAGUGCGUUCCCACGACCCCGAGGAAGCCAUUCGUCACGACGUCAUCGUCACCAUCAUCAACGCUGGGAAGAAGGAUCUUAAUUUGGUCAAUGACCAGCUACUGGGCUUCGUCAGAGAGAGGACGCUGGACAAGCGGUGGCGAGUCCGCAAAGAGGCGAUGAUGGGCCUGGCUCAGCUUUAUAAAAAAUACUGUUUGCACCACGAAGCGGGGAAGGAGUCUGCCGUGAUGAUCAGCUGGAUCAAAGACAAGCUGCUGCAUAUCUACUACCAGAACAGCAUCGAUGACAAGUUAUUAGUGGAAAAGAUCUUUGCCCAGUUCAUGGUCCCCCACAGCCUGGAAACAGAAGAAAAGAUGAAGUGUCUCUACUAUCUGUAUGCUUGCCUGGACACCAAUGCUGUCAAGGCUUUGAACGAGAUGUGGAAGUGUCAGAAUAUGCUGAGAGGGCUGGUUAAAGAGCUGCUUGACCUUCACAAGCUGCCGGUGUCUGAGGCCAAUAACACCGCCAUGUUCGGGAAGCUGAUGAAUAUUGCAAAGAACUUGCCAGAUGCGGGAAAAGCUCAAGAUUUCAUGAAGAAGUUCAACCAGGUUCUUGGUGAAGACGAGAAGCUCAGAGCUCAGCUCGAGAUGCUCAUCAGUCCGACUUGCUCCUGCAAACAAGCGGAGAUCUGUGUGAGGGAGAUCACGCGGAAGUUAACCUUUCCCAAACAACCGACCAACCCUUUCUUGGAGAUGGUCAAGUUCCUGCUUGAACGCAUCGCCCCUGUCCACAUCGACUCUGAAGCCAUCAGCGCUUUGGUGAAACUGCUCAACAAGUCGAUUGAAGGCACAGCGGAUGACGACGAGGAGGGCGUGACCCCUGACACGGCCAUCCGCUCGGGCUUGGAACUACUCAAGGUUCUGUCGUUCACACACCCCACAGCAUUCCACUCAUCGGAGACCUACGAGUCUCUUCUCCAGUGUCUGAAAAUGGAGGACGACAAGGUGGCCGAGGCAGCGAUCCAGAUAUUUAGAAAUACUGGACAGAAAAUCGAGACGGAACUCCCGCAGAUAAGAUCGACUCUAAUUCCCAUCCUACACCAGAAAGCCAAAAGGGGGACGCCUCACCAGGCCAAGCAGGCUGUGCACUGUAUACACGCCAUCUUCAACAACAAGGAAGUGCAGUUGGCUCAGAUUUUUGAGCCUCUGUCACGGAGUCUAAACGCCGACAUUCCCGAGCAGCUCAUCACGCCCCUCGUGUCACUGGGCCACAUCUCCAUGCUGGCGCCAGAUCAGUUUGCCUCACCAAUGAAGUCCAUAGUGGCCAACUUCAUUGUCAAAGACUUGCUAAUGAAUGACAGGUCGGUGGGAAACAAGAAUGGCAAGCUGUGGACCACUGACGAGGAAGUUUCACCCGAAGUUCUGGCUAAGGUUCAGGCCAUCAAGCUGCUGGUGCGUUGGUUACUAGGAAUGAAGAACAACCAAUCCAAGUCGGCAAAUUCCACGUUACGCUUGCUGUCGGCCAUGCUGGUCAGUGAGGGAGACCUCACGGAGCAAAAAAAAAUCAGUAAAUCGGACAUGUCUCGCCUAAGGCUGGCAGCAGGUGGCGCCAUUAUGAAGCUGGCUCAGGAGCCUUGUUACCAUGAAAUCAUCACACCCGAACAGUUCCAGCUGUGUGGCCUCGUCAUCAAUGACGAGUGCUACCAGGUGCGACAGAUCUUUGCUCAAAAGUUGCACUUGGCGCUCGCUAAACUGUCCCUGCCGCUGGAGUACCUGGCAGUCUUCGCCCUGUGUGCCAAGGACCCGGUGAAGGAGCGCCGCGCCCACGCCCGACAGUGCCUACUCAAGAACAUCUCAGUGCGCAGAGAGUACAUCAAGCAGAACUCGCUCACUCAGGAAAAAAUGCUCUCCUUCCUCCCGGAGUACGUUGUUCCGUUCAUGAUCCACCUGCUGGCUCACGACCCGGACUUCACGAAACCGCAGGAAUACGACCAGCUCAAAGACAUCAAAGAGUGUCUGUGGUUCAUGCUGGAGGUGCUGAUGACCAAGAACGAGAACAAUAGCCACGCCUUCCUCAGGAAGAUGGUGGAGAACAUCAAACGGACCAAAGAUGCGCAAUGUCCCGAAGACGCAAAAGCCAACGAGAAGCUGUACAUCGUGUGUGACGUGGCGCUCUUCGUCAUCGCCAACAAGAGCACCGCGUGUCACCUGGACUGCCCGAGCGAGCCCGAUAUUUGCCCCAAAUUCUUCCUGCCGCCAGACAAGGACUUCAGAAAUGACAAAGAUUAUCUGGCAGCAGACAUGCGACAAAUGUUGCUCACCGGAAAGCCUAAACCGGCUCCGGUGCUGGUGACCGUCAACAAAACUCUCACCGUACCGGGCAGGAAGAUCUUCAAGACUCAGGUCGUCUCGGAUCCGAGUAACGCCAGCACCAACUCGUCGCCGCUAAGCUCCUCGGCGGUCAACAAGAACAGUAAAAGCAUCACAGCCACAGAGUCGGCAGAGAGCCGCACGCAAGAAAAUAACGAGAAUCCGGUCGUCAAGAAGGUGGAGCCGAGUAAGAACGUCAGCCCCGACGUCGGGACGGAAGCCCAGCCCGUUAAACGGCGCGGCCGGCCACCCAAAAUGGUAACGGCCGCUUCGCCCGCGGCGGCCGGCAAAGAGGCGGCGCCGACGGGAGGCGGGGCCGGGAGGGGCAGGAAGAGAGGGGCGGAGCCCAACUCCAACCCGUCGGCGGAGUCCAUCAAGAUGUCCAAGCAGCAGAACGACGACGGGACAAAUCGACAGAUCGACCUGCAGAGGUAAAGAGUGGAGCCGCAAGAGAAUUCUUCACAGGCUCCCGCGCCGCCGUCGCCCACGUCCCUCUCGCUGACGUCCUCCCGGACGCUUUACGGACCUCUUCUAAAUCCAUCGCACAGACCUCCAUUUUCCCGCCACGUGGACUAUCAUGACAGCCUAGAAGGUUUCCAAACUCUCUGUAGUUAUCAUUUGAAGCUCAUUGUAUGUAGGUCUUAAACUUAUAUUCCCCCCCCCCCCCUUUUUUUUUUUUUUUUUUGUGUGUGUGUUUGUCUCGCUAUGCUUCUUUUGUGGAGACAUUUUUAAGAAAAAAACAAAAAAAAUCAUGGACAUUUUACAGAAAUUUUAAUCCGGUAUGACUAUUGCUUAUUAAAUCCCCUGGUAAAAAAAAAUCUUCUUGCGCGACUGCUCCCAUUUUUCUCA
Messenger RNA from Syngnathoides biaculeatus (alligator pipefish), 4776 nucleotides. RefSeq names its product PDS5 cohesin associated factor A (gene pds5a). NCBI's taxonomy places the organism in Eukaryota, Metazoa, Chordata, Actinopteri, Syngnathiformes, Syngnathidae. The coding region runs from base 508 to 4362 and encodes 1284 amino acids. Gene Ontology annotation, cellular component: nucleus; chromatin. Gene Ontology annotation, biological process: mitotic sister chromatid cohesion; DNA repair. The transcript is spliced from 35 exons. The record is from RefSeq and is a predicted model, not a curated record.